This is a messenger RNA of Leptonychotes weddellii (Weddell seal), 677 nucleotides long. The record is from RefSeq and is a predicted model, not a curated record. NCBI's taxonomy places the organism in Eukaryota, Metazoa, Chordata, Mammalia, Carnivora, Phocidae.
AUGUGGAGUAUGGAAGAUCCAUUACAAGAUUUUGGCUUUUCUGUUGACCAGUGUUCUAAACAUUUAAAGUCAAAUCUCAACAUUAGAUUUGGAAUCAUUCUGAGAGAAGACAUCAAAGAGCUGUUUCUUGACAUAGCUCUCUUCACUAAAGGAUCACCCAUUUUGAAUUUCUCCUAUCCCAUCUGUGAAGAGGAUCUACCCAAGUUUUCUUUCUGCGGAAGAAGGAAAGGGGAGCAGAUUUAUUAUGCCGGCCCCAUCAAUAAUCCUGGAUUUGAAAUUCUCCAGGGAGAAUACCAGAUUUUGCUGGAACUGUAUAAUGAACACCGUUCCACCGUGGCUUGUGCCAAUGCCACUGUUGUUUGCUCCUGAGCAGCUGAAACUUGGAGCACACUGUGUCUGCUGGGAACCACAAGCUGCUCAAGCUGGACCUGCUCUGUAAGCAAAACCAGCCGACGAUGGAGAGGCUCAGCAGAGGGGCAGGCGCAGGUUUUAGCCCCAGGACCGGACGUCCUCAGACUCCACGCAUGUAUGUGCUCCUGAGUCACCUCCUGGUAGUCUCGACGCCAUCCUGUGGGCCCGUCCUCCUCCGCAUGGCCAGACUCACCUGCAGAAACAGCUCCGCAGGAGCACUUCCCCUGUUACCCAGAAUAAAGAAAGCUGGCCCACUGUUGUUCCUC